This is a messenger RNA of Cyphomyrmex costatus, 1154 nucleotides long. It is a transcript of the gene beta4GalT7, whose product is annotated as beta-1,4-galactosyltransferase 7. The transcript is spliced from 5 exons. The record is from RefSeq and is a predicted model, not a curated record. Gene Ontology annotation, cellular component: Golgi apparatus. Gene Ontology annotation, biological process: proteoglycan biosynthetic process; carbohydrate metabolic process. Lineage: Eukaryota; Metazoa; Arthropoda; Insecta; Hymenoptera; Formicidae. The coding region runs from base 43 to 1038 and encodes 331 amino acids. Gene Ontology annotation, molecular function: xylosylprotein 4-beta-galactosyltransferase activity.
CAAUUAAUACCUGCAGUCUAUUUUAUGAGAUAAUCUCUAUAAAUGUUAUUUAACAUGGAUAACAUUUGGAAAAGCACAAGAUUUAAAUAUAUCUUUGCUUGUAUUUUUAUCACCUUCGUCACAUCAUGUAUAAUCAGCAUAUCUCCCAUCAGUAUCGAUGAGUGCAAGUGUGAAGCAAAUGCUCAACCAAAUCAACAUCUCAAGCACAUAACUGAUGAGAUCAAUGGACGUAAAAAGAAAGCUGAGCAUCAGUUAGCCAUACUAGUGCCAUUUAGGGAUCGUUUUGAAGAAUUACUGAUAUUCGUACCACAUAUGCAGAAAUUUCUAGACAAACAAAACAUAGAUUAUCAUAUAUUUGUAUUAAAUCAGGUGGAUAGAUAUAGAUUCAAUCGAGCGUCUCUUAUAAACGUCGGCUUUCUUGAAACAGAGAAAGCGUUUGAUUAUAUUGCAAUGCACGAUGUUGAUCUGUUGCCAAUGAAUGAUCAAUUAUCUUAUGCGUAUCCAAGUGCAGGACCUUAUCAUAUAUCGUCACCAAACUUACAUCCCCGAUAUCAUUAUUUUACCUUUAUUGGCGGUAUAUUACUGAUUAAAAGGGAACAUUUCAUACAAGUAAAUGGGAUGUCAAAUAAAUAUUGGGGAUGGGGUCUUGAAGAUGAUGAAUUUUAUGUUAGACUGAAAGAGGCAGGCUUGAGCAUCAAUCGUCCACAAAAUAUAACAACAGGAACACAUAAUACAUUUAGGCAUAUACAUGACAGAAAUCAUAGAAAGAGAGAUAUGACGAAGUGUUAUAAUCAGCGAGAAGUUACUAGGAAACGAGAUCGACAAACUGGCUUGAAUAAUGUCUCGUAUAAAAUACUGGAUACAAUUAAGAUGACUAUAUCAGACACUUCCCUAACAGUUAUUAAUAUCUCUCUACUGUGUGACAAAUCAAGCACACCUUGGUGUGAGUGUGAGAAACUAGUCGGAUCAAAGGAUCAAGGGAGAUCGAAAGAGAAGAAGAAGACUAAUAAUAAUAAUAAACUGGCAACUGGGUUGUAAUUAUAAUCUUAUAAUUAGUAAUUUAAUUAUCGAAGAUGUUAUAAAAAUGUACUCAAAAACAAUCUUCACAUUCUUCCAUUUUUUAUGUACUUGACUUAGAAAAAAUAAAAUAGUUC